CAUUCCCUGUUAUCAGGUGGUGGUGGAGGUCCGGUUUCGUCGUCGUCGUCGUCGCUCUGCUUCAGCUCUACGCAAAUCGAGACCGAAACGCAGCGUUUAAGGUCCAUCGCUACCUCGCAUGGUUCAGCCAUGGAGCUCAAAACCCUAACCAUCGCAUCCCCUCCGAAGCAGCACCACCACCGGCACCUCUCUCUGCUCCGCCACAGGGGAUUGCUGUUUUCAGCCAGGGCAUUUCUGGUUCUUGUGGUUUUGUCUUGUACUGUUUUCAGCUUGGCGACAUGUGAAAGCUCUGGUAAUGGGUUGCACAAAUUAUAUGGAGAUGACUGUGGCUCAUAUGGAGAUAACUUUGAUGUAGCUCCUGCAGAUAGUUUUCUUAGUGGUACCCCCUCGGACAAUGGAAUGCAAAGAGGCGGCUUCAACAGUGAGAGUGUUUGUAAGAGUUCUCUUUCCUUUUGCUUUCCGUCAACAUUACCCUGUUUUCGGGAGCAUAAGCUCAAACUUGCUGAUAGAGAAGUUUCUGGGAGUCAGUUUGAUGAACCAUCAUGUGUAGGAUCAACUGAAAACAGCAAUUUGGCAAGUAACAAAAGUUGGUCAUCAGACAACGGUAUGUUUAAGUUGUUCAAUGGGGGGAUAGUUUCUUGUUCUUUGAUCUCCAAAGAGGCUACUAAUGAGUUUUCAUCCAUUCAAACCGAUAGUGCUAAUCAAAAUGAUCUUUCUUCAUGUAGAGGGCCUUUGCUCUAUCAAAAAAGCACAAGUUAUAGGUCGGAGAAGACCACUGAGAUGACCAAAUCUAACUCUUUUGGUGGCUCUUCCUCACCCCAUGUAGAAAUUAACCCUGCUGUGUUAGAUUGGGGAAAGAAGUAUAUGUAUUUUCCGUCCUUAGCUUUCUUAACUGUGGCAAAUACAUGCAAUGACAGCAUUCUACAUGUUUAUGAGCCAUUCAGUACCGACAUACAAUUCUAUCAUUGCAAUUUUAGUGAGGUUGUGUUAGGACCUGGUGAAAUAGCUUCAAUUUGUUUUGUAUUCUUACCUAGAUGGUUGGGCCCGUCCUCUGCUCACAUAAUUUUGCAGACAAGUUUUGGUGGUUUCUUGAUUCAGGCUAGAGGACUUUCCAUUGAGUCCCCUUAUGGAAUCCACCCUCUAUCAAGCCUGAAUGUUUCUCCCAGGGGAAGGUGGAGUAAUAAUUUGUCUUUGUAUAAUUCCUUUGAUCAACAUUUACAUGUGGAGGAAGUAACUGUAUGGAUAUCAGUGUCUCUAGAGCAUACUUCCCAUUAUGCAGAGGCAGCAUGUAGCACCAGAAGAGAUCAAGGCUUGAAUGAGGUGGGUGUACUGAAUGUUAAAGAUCGUCUUGUUGUGAGUACUGGUCAGGUUGAUUUGCCUCUGCUGGAAAUGAGGCCCCUUAGAAACUGGGAGAUUGGUCCGCACAGCAGUGAAACUAUCAUAGAAAUUGACUUCUCAAUUGAAUCUAGAGGAAAGAUCUUUGGUGCAGUUUGUAUGCAGUUGCUAAGAUCUUCACAGGAUAAGUCCGACACUAUUAUGCUUCCUUUUGAAGUUGAAGUGGGCCAAACGGCAGUGAAUGAUGAUGAUCUUGGAGGACCUAUCGUAGCAUCUCUUGAGGUUUUACACCCACGGGCUGGCAAUGAAGCUGUCGUUGCAAUAUCGCUGAAAAAUUGUGCGCCUUAUAUUUUGAGAGUUCUUGAAGUAACUGAGAUUGCAGAUAGUAAAAUCUUCCAGAUCAAGCACAAUGAGGGCCUACUGCUUUUCCCUGGCACUGACACAUAUGUAGCCGUAAUUACUUGUACUGACCUGCAUGUUGAAGAUGGACAGUGUAAAUUACUUGUACUGACAAAUGACUCAAGCAGCUCGCAGAUUGAAGUUCCUUGUGAGGAUGUUGUUCAAAUUUGUUCUAGAGGCGGGAAAGAUUCCCCUGUUAAAUAUGAACAUCAGUCUGAAAGGAAUGAAUCUGGUGAUUUAAAGACGUUGUUUUCUGACAGCAGCAUGCAGCUUCCAUCGCAAUCCAUGGUAAGCAGAUUCCAUCCCUGUAUCUAUUUUGAGUUUUGUUUUAACUGGGCCGGCCUUGAUUUUAACUGCUAUUUAUUUGUGGCAAUGGAUACAACAGGGGAAGCAGAUGAAUUGGUGCUACGAAACUGGAAAUCUCAUGAUACCAGUGAAGGCAUGUCUGUGCUUGAUGAUCAUGAGGUAUUGUUCCCCAUGCUUCAGGUGGGAAGUCAUUAUUCUAAGUGGAUCAAUGUAAAGAAUCCUAGCCAAGAGCCAGUUGUAAUGCAGCUUAUACUAAACUCAGGAGAGAUUAUUGAUCGAUGCAAGAGCCCAGAUGGUCUUAUACAGCCUCCUUCAUCUGGUAGUUUGGUUUGUGAAAAAUCUCCUUCUCCGAGUAGGUAUGGGUUCUCUAUAGCAGAAAGUGCAUUGACAGAAGCUUACGUCCUUCCUAAUGGUAGAGCAUCUCUUGGACCAUUAUUGUUUCAACCUUCAAAUCGAUGCGAGUGGAAGAGUUCAGCCUUGAUAAGAAACAAUCUAUCUGGUGUGGAGUGGUUACAUCUGAGGGGCAUUGGAGGGUCACUUUCAUUGCUGCUGCUUGAAGAAUCUGAGCCUAUUCAGAGUGUAGAGUUCAACCUCAGCUUGCCGAUUCCUCUCAACAUUUCUUCCCCAGACUUGUUACUUCAUGUGGAAGAUACCACUCAUUCUUGUUUACAUCCAUUGUCAAAAGAGCUCUAUGCUAAGAAUACUGGGGACUUGCCACUGGAAGUUACAAGAAUCAAGGUAUCUGGAAAAGAGUGCGGGAUGGAUGGGUUUAUGGUACAGCCUUGCAAAGGUUUUUCUCUUCAACCUGGAGAAUCAGCUAAGGUUCUGAUAUCAUACCAGACUGAUUUUUCUGCACCAGUGGUACAACGAGAUCUAGAGCUGGCCUUGGGGACUGGGAAGGCCUUCUCGCUGAUAUCUGAAUCUGCAUUACUUGAGAAUUCUGACGAGCUAGAAGAUUCCGAACUGGGUAACCUCACUGUUAAAACUGGAAAGGAAAAGGGAAGAAGGCGCAGGAAGAGAAAGAGCACUGGUUCCAAAUUAACAGGACUUCUUGAACUUUCAAGUAGUCAGAGUGGUAAUUCCACUCCUUCAUCACCGAUGUCUCCAGUCACCUCCGUAACACCAAAGCAAACCUGGCAGCUAUCUCCUGAUGUGGUCCAAGUGGUUGAGGCUAGAAAUCCUUUUACUCAUGCAUCUCACCAACGCUGUCAGAAGAGUCAUGUUUUUAAAUCUGCUUUGAAGGAAAACUCAUCGAAGCCUGGGGUUCCUUUGAAGUAUUGCAAUAGCCACCCAACUUUUCCUUCUGAAGAGCAGCCUUCAGCCCCAAGAAAAACUCUGGCAAGACCUGUUUUGUUGCCUUCUGCCACCUUUCCUUGUUCCGGCAGGCCUGCACCUAUAGUGGGAACCUCAGCUAUUUCUCCACAUGCUAGAGCCCCUGGGUACAAACUCUAUGACCGGAAAAAUGUCAAAGCAGAAGAAAAGCCUCGUCUUGGGGAUGAAUAUACAUAUGACAUCUGGGGUGAUCACUUUUCUAGGCUUUUGUUGCGUAGGUCCAAGGAUACUAAUUCUCUGAGCUCCAUCAAUACAGAGAGUGACCCUGAUAGCUUCUUUGUAAAGGGUCCACAAACCCUCAUGGAAAACUCUCUACCAAGAUCUAAGGAGAAGAUGGAGACUCAGAGGAAGAACAGAGUGAUGGGUUCUGAGAGAACUGGGAUCAAUCGACGUAAAUCAAAUAGAGAAAGAAAAAUGGCAUUGCUGCAAGAUGUUGAUAAGCUGAAGAAGAAGCUGAGACAUGAAGAAAAUGUUCAUAGAGCUUUGGAGAGAGCUUUCACUAGACCAUUAGGGGCUUUGCCUCGUCUUCCUCCGUAUCUUCCUCCAUAUACAUUAGAACUUCUGGCUGAAGUAGCUGUUUUGGAAGAGGAGGUUGUUAGGCUUGAAGAACAGGUUGUGAAUUUUAGACAAGGUUUAUACCAGCAAGCUGUGUAUCUAUCUUCAAAGAGGAAUGUGGAAAAUUUGAGUGAGUCUCCAAUUGAGCUGGCCACCCCAAUUAGAAGUUCUAAGCAUCAGAGAUCAAAAUCUAUGUCACAUAAUGAGUUCACAUCAGUAAUAUCAGCCAGCAGGCCUAGUCAACCUUCUCUUGGUAGAAGUGCUUCUAGUCGAAAGCUACUGUCCACUGAUAUCACCUCCGGUAAUUGCUCUAGUAGGCAAGUCAGUAAUGGAAAACAAAUCACCAGGAAGCCCAUUUCAUCCUGCACACCUAUCUUAGAAGAUGUGAGAGGGAAAGAGAAUCGGUUGUGUACUAAUGCUGUGAGGGAUAAGCAAUCACCUGACAAGAAAAUUGCCAAAACUGUAUCAACACCAGUGAAGAAAACUCCCACCAAACAUGAAUCCAUGCCGAAGUGUUUGGAUCCUUUGAAGUUAGAGCUAGAGUGCAGGUUAGUAGACCAGGAAAAAGCACAUGAGAGUUCAUCUGGUUCUUCAGAUGAUAGGACAAUGGAUACAGAUACCACUCCGAAUAAAGUAUCCGAGGAGAUUGUAAAGUGCUUGUGUAGCAUUUUUGUGAGGAUGAGCACUUUGAAGGAUAAAGUAGAGGAAUUGGAGAAUGGAGAGACGGGGUUUCGAGAUCCUUAUGAGAUUGGUGUAGGAUCGAGACCAAUAGAUGUUGGUCCCUAUCAACAUCUUUGUUCAUUUGGUAUUGGUUCAAUUGAUCUCAACAGAACAACAAGUGCAUUGAUGCUGAUACACAGACUAAAGUCUCUACUUGAAAAGCUUGCUUCUGUGAACCUAGAGGGUCUAACUCAUCAAGAGAAGCUUGCAUUCUGGAUUAACACUUACAAUUCCUGCAUGAUGAAGGCUUUUCUGGAGCACGGGAUACCUGAGACUCCUGAAAUGGUUGUAGCACUAAUGCAAAAGGCAACAAUAGCUGUUGGGGGACAUUCUCUGAAUCCAAUUACAAUUGAGCAUUUCAUUUUGAGAUUGCCUUAUCACUUAAAAUUUACAUGUCCCAAAGCUGCAAAGAAUGAUGAGAUGAAAGCUCGGAGCAUAUUCGGAUUAGAGUGGUCUGAACCCUUGGUUACAUUUGCACUUUCUUGUGGAAGCUGGUCCUCUCCUGCUGCGAGGGUGUACUCUGCAACUCAUGUCGAAGAAGAGUUAGAAGCAGCGAAAAGGGACUAUAUACAGGCAGCAGUUGGAUUUUCAAGUGAAAACAAGUUGAUAAUCCCCAAACUAUUGGAUUGGUAUCUACUUGACUUUGCAAAGGAUUUGGAGUCACUGGUUGAUUGGAUUUGCAUGCAGCUACCAAAUGAAUUGAGAAAUGAGGCAGUUAAAAGUCUUGAAAGAAGGGGAAGAGAGCCUUUUUCACAGUUGGUGCAAAUAAUGCCAUACAAUUUCAGUUUCAGGCUGCUCCUAAAGCGAUGA
Fragaria vesca subsp. vesca is the source of this 5457-nucleotide messenger RNA. RefSeq lists its product as uncharacterized. The record is from RefSeq and is a predicted model, not a curated record. The transcript is spliced from 13 exons. NCBI's taxonomy places the organism in Eukaryota, Viridiplantae, Streptophyta, Magnoliopsida, Rosales, Rosaceae. Bases 130 to 5457 code for a protein of 1775 amino acids.